Molecule: messenger RNA, 951 nt
Organism: Pipistrellus kuhlii (Kuhl's pipistrelle)
Lineage: Eukaryota; Metazoa; Chordata; Mammalia; Chiroptera; Vespertilionidae
Product: taste receptor type 2 member 43-like
Exons: 1
Coding region: 1-951 (316 amino acids)
Biological process (GO): G protein-coupled receptor signaling pathway; detection of chemical stimulus involved in sensory perception of bitter taste; sensory perception of taste
Cellular component (GO): membrane
Molecular function (GO): bitter taste receptor activity; G protein-coupled receptor activity
Source: RefSeq, a predicted model, not a curated record
AUGAUAAAUUUAUUACCGAGCAUUCUUUCCAUCCUCAUAAUAGUGCAAUGUGUUCUAGGAAGUUCUGCCAAUGGCUUCAUAGCGCUGGUGAACUGCAUUGACUGGGUCAAGAAACACAAGAUCUCCUGUGCUGAUGGAAUUCUCACUGCUCUGGCUGUCUCCAGAAUUACUUCACUCGCGAUAAUAGUAUUCAAUUGGUAUGGGUCUGUGCUGCAUCCACCCAUCUAUAAUUCAGAAGUAAAAGCUAUUAUUCAUAUUACCUGGGUAGUAAGCAACCAUUUUAGUCUAUGGCUUGCUUGUAGCCUCAGCAUACUUUAUUUGCUCAAGAUAGCCAAUUUCUCCAGCCUUUUAUUUCUUCACCUAAAAUGGAGAGCCAAAAGAGUGGUUCUCAUGAUAUUCUGGGGCACUUUGGUCUUCUUGAUUUUUCAUCUUGCAGUGGCAAGCACAAAUGCAAAAAUGGAGAUGAAUGUAUAUAAAGGAAACAUCACUUGGGAGAGCAAAUUGAGUGACAUUGCAUACCUUUCAAAUGUGAUCAUAAUCAUUCUUGCAAACUUCAUACCCUUUACUAUGUCGCUGACAGCUGUUCUGCUGUUGGUCUUUUCCCUGUGGAAACAUCUCAAGAGGAUGCAGCUCAGUGGCAAAGGAUCCCAAGAUCCCAGCACUGAGGUCCACAUAAGAGCCAUGCAAACUGUGAUUUCCUUUCUCUUGUUGUUUGUCAUUUCCUUCUUCGCUCAAAUCAUCUCAGUUUGGAAUUCAAGUACUCAGCAGAACAAUUCACUUACCUUGGUUUGCAAGGUUCUUAGAGCCCUGUAUCCAUCAAGCCACUCAUUUAUCCUGAUUUGGGGGAAUAAGAAGCUGAGACAAGCCUUUCUGUCAUUUCUGAGGCAGGUGAGGUGCUGGCUGAAGGAAAGGAAAUCAACGGGGAACCUUGUGUCUUCUGUAAGAAAAUAA